This is a messenger RNA of Eruca vesicaria subsp. sativa (arugula), 1092 nucleotides long. NCBI's taxonomy places the organism in Eukaryota, Viridiplantae, Streptophyta, Magnoliopsida, Brassicales, Brassicaceae. The record is from the annotation of a GenBank genome assembly.
AUGGAUACUGACCCUGAUUCACCAGUCAACAAGCCAAGACUCGGAUCAUCUUUCCCUUCAGGAAGAUUCAUGAUGAACUCAAGGAAGAAGAUCCCUAAGCUCGAUGAUGUCAGAUCCAACGGUUGGUUGGAAGCAAUGAUUUCUUCUUCCCCACCUCGUAAAAGGCUAGUAAAGGAUUUCAACGUCGAGAUUGCUCCUGAAGAUGAUUUUGCUCAACGGGCUUGGAUGCUCAAGUAUCCAUCAGCCAUUACCUCCUUUAGUCAUAUAGCAGCUCAAGCAAAGGACAAGAAGAUAGCUAUGUUUCUUGAUUACGAUGGAACUCUUUCCCCUAUAGUCGAUGACCCUGACCGUGCCCUCAUGUCUGACGCGAUGCGUGCUGCUGUAAAAGAUGUCGCCAAGUACUUCCCAACAGCAAUAAUUAGUGGUAGAAGCCGUGACAAGGUUUACGAAUUGGUAGGACUAACCGAACUCUAUUACGCGGGUAGUCAUGGGAUGGACAUAAUGACUCCUGCAAAUGUUAAUGGUUCCCCUGAAGACACUAACUCCGACCAACAGGGCGAAGAGGUAAACCUCUUCCAGCCUGCUAAAGAGUUCAUACCAGUCAUUGAAGAGGUUUAUAGAUCCCUCGUGGAGCUAACUAAAGGCAUCAAAGGUGCAAAAGUGGAGAACCACAAGUUCUGCGCUUCUGUGCAUUACCGUAACGUUGAUGAGAAAGACUGGCCACUCGUUGCUCAACGUGUUCAUGACCACUUGAAACAAUACCCUCGUCUACGUCUAACUCACGGCAGAAAGGUUUUAGAGGUUCGUCCCGUGAUCGAAUGGAACAAAGGAAAAGCAGUUGAGUUUCUGUUGGAAUCUUUAGGAUUAAGCAACAACGAUGAUUUUCUACCAAUCUUCAUAGGAGAUGACAAGACUGAUGAGGAUGCAUUCAAGGUACUAAGGGAGAAGAAGCAAGGAUUUGGAAUCUUGGUAUCUUCUGUGCCAAAAGAAAGCAAUGCGUUCUACUCUCUUAGAGACCCCUCAGAGGUGAAGAAGUUUCUCAAGACUUUGGUGAAAUGGAGAAAGAUGGAAGAAGACUCCACAGGUCAUUGA